CCAUGCAGUACUACCAAUUAGGUAAGUAAUCCACAGAAAGUCUUGUUAUAAAUUGUUUGUAUCAGGAAGAAGAAUGUGUAUUGGGUAUUCGAGAUACCGACUGCUGUAUAUUGUAGAUUUGUAGUACCAAUUCGGUAAUUAUAUAUUAGUCGGGUGCGUUAUAUUAGUCCGGUACCCAAUUUUUUUCCGACGUUGCAUUGCGUGUUUCUUCUCUAUUCUCCGACCACCGUUAACGACGGAGAGAACCAAUUAGAGAGAAAAUAUGCCUCCAAGACGUAUCACUAGGACCCCCGUCAGAAAAUCCGUCAGAAAAUCCAACCCUAGUUCUUCCGCCAAAUCUGCCGCCGACUCCCAAGAAACGCCAUCUUCCACAACCACCAACUCAAAACCAUCCUCUUCCCCUACAAUUGAAACCACCCCGAAAACCUCUCCCAAAAUUAUCCCCAAUUCCGGUGAAGAUUUUACUGAAGUUCCGAUUGUAAAACCCUCAGAAGCCGCCAUUGAAACUGAAGAAUCCCCUGCUAUAACCGCUUCUAAAUCCACCCAAGAAAUCAUUUUUUCUGCAGAACCAUCCACCCAAGGAACUACUUUCACAACAGAACGCAAAGCAGCACCAAUUGAUGAGAAUAUUAAUGUGACAAACCCUACUUUUGUUGAACACGAAACCGCACCAUCUGAAACUUUAUCCGAGAACACUACUACUGUCAAAAGCCGUGAAACCCUAGAUGCGAAGGAGUCGCUAUCGCCUGAAAUUGCCUCGAAUACAGCCGUUGUGCCUCAGAAUGUUGAUGGAAGUGGUCAAGAAGCUGCGAUUAAAGCUGUGUCGAAGACGGGAGGGAAAACUGUGGUGAAGAAGACUGUGAGAAUUGUAAAGAAGUUGGUGAAGAAAAAGGUGCCCAAAAGGGUGCAAAAGAUGGUGAAUGGAGAAACGGAAGAGAAAGCAGGAACAGCCAAAGAUGGUGAAAACCCUAACCCUAUUGUUUUGGGUGGGACGGAAGUUGAAAACCCGAAACCUUUAGAGUCAGUUUCAAUGGAAAUCAAAAAUCACAAUGCUGAUUCUAGUACUUCUGUUUCAAAGAAAGUUGGGAAUUCCGAAUCUAAUGUCACUGUUUUGGUCGAGGCUGAAAAUUCUAACACUAACCUUAAUGAUUCCGUUUCAAUGGAGGUUGAAAACGCAGAUACUCAUGUUUCCAUUCCAGAGAAGCCAGAGGCAGAAAAUUUGAACACUAACCUUAAUGAUUCCGUUUCAAUGGAGGUUGAAAAUGCAAAUACUCAUGUUUCCAUUCUGGAGAAGCCAGAGGCUUGUGAAGGAGACCUUGAUGUUUCUUUGACUGAAAAUUUAUCUGAAGCUCCAGAUUCUGUAGCAGCUAAGAACAAUCAAAGUGAAAAGACUCUUUCUGUAACUGAAACUCAGUUAGAGGAUGAGAGUUCAAUCCCAGAUCAGAGUGACGAAUGUGAAACUGAAAAUGUAAAUUCUAGAGGUGGUGAGGAAGAGGUGGAGAACUGUGAAGUUAGCGGUUUGAAGGAAGAAGUUAGGAUGGUUGAUGUAGUUUUGAGCGGGGAAAUGGAGGCAUUGGAGCGGCGAAGGAAGCGGAAAACUGAGAUUUUCAUUGGCGGUUUGGACAAGGAUUCAAAGGAGGAAGACGUCAGGAAAAUUUUUGAAGAGGUUGGUGCUAUUGUGGAGGUGAGAUUAGUGAUGAAUAGUAAAACAGGGAAGAAUAAGGGGUUUGCAUUUGUGCGUUUUGCUUCAGCAGCUGAUGCUAAGAAGGCUUUGGCAAAAUAUCCCAAAGUUGAGAUUUGUGGAAAGCAGUGUCGCACAUCGCUUGUUGAGGGCAAUGACACAAUAUUUCUUGGUAAUAUUGUCAAGCAUUGGAAGAGUGAAGAUGUUCUUAAGCUGCUGCAGGAAAUUGGGAUUGAGAAAAUAGAUAAAGUUACAGUUAUGGAUGAUCCUAAUAAGAUUGGGUGUAAUCGUGGAUAUGCAUUUCUUGAACUUGAAACUUGUAAAGAUGCUCAAAAUGCUUACAAGAAACUCCAAAAAAAGGACGUCUUUGGGAAGCAUCAGAAAAUAAAAGUUGCUUGGGCUGAACCCUUGAAGGAGCCAGAUGAAGAAGAAAUGCUUAAGGUGAAAUCGGUUUAUGCUGAAUAUAUACCUUCCUCGUGGACUGAAGAGAACGUGAGAAACUAUUUCAAAAAGUUUGGUGAGAUUGAAAAUGUUGCUCUUGCUCGAAAUCUAGGUUCAUCUAAGAGAAAAGACUUUGCAUUUAUUAAUUAUACAACGCGUGAAGCUGCUCUUGCAUGUAUUGAGGCAUUCCGUCGUGAGUCAUUUAAUGAUGAUGGUUCCAAGGUGAAUGUGAAGGUAUCGCUUGCGAAACCACUACCAAAGGGCAAGGAAAUCAAACCAGUCUCAAAUCCUAUUAGUAAGGAAUCUUCCAAAGUGAAGUUAAAGGUAGCCCAAUCUGUCACAAGGCCACAUGAACCCAGAAACAAAGGAAAAUCGUACAGUAGUGGUUACGAGAAUGUUGGAAUUGAUAAAAGGUCUUCUACAACUGCCGAACUUGUACAACUCUUGAGGGAACAAGCAUCAUGGACGCAGUCACGAACAAGUUUAGGCAUAGGUUCUCUUGAUCAGGAUCAUCCUUACCCAUCACCUGGGAGGAAGCGCCCAUUUUCUGGAGAUGAUUCACUUUAUUCAGAUCUCAGAGGGUAUCCUCGUGCACGCUUGGAAAGUUCUUUCCCAACUACAAGCCUAAGUUAUGGUGGAUUGUCCCAAGGAGUUGGUGCAACAUCUUUGCCCUAUUACCAUCAACAAGGUGCUGGUUAUGCUUCUGGAUCACUUGAUGGGACUCGUGAUUAUACUAAUAGUUACCAGACAAGAGGAGCACCUUAUGGUGGAAGCAGUAGUUUAUACCAUAGAUUUCGAUGAUGCAACUGCGAUUUCUCGAAAUCGUGUUCCGGACAGUCUACUUGUAACAUUUGAUAGAGAGUCAUUGAAAUUAUUCAAAGUCCGGUGAAAGAUGCUGAUAAAAGCGUUGUCUGAGGACUCUGUUUGACACCUCAGGCAAGAGUUCAUGAAUCAAUGUUACCGAUUUGAUGCAUUGUUGUGGAUCAUUUUUUUAUUUUAUUUCUUAAUUCAUGUAAAGACCUCUUUGUUUAGGUCUUCUAUUUAAUUCCCAUCUUUUUUGGUAGUCUUCUGUUGAAUAAAGUGCAUGAUUGAAAUUUGAUGCUACUAAACUAACUAAAAUGUGUCCAUGAUUGAAAUUUGAUAUCAUUUUAUUAUG
Molecule: messenger RNA, 3278 nt
Organism: Cornus florida
Lineage: Eukaryota; Viridiplantae; Streptophyta; Magnoliopsida; Cornales; Cornaceae
Product: nucleolin 2-like
Exons: 12
Coding region: 263-2923 (886 amino acids)
Cellular component (GO): nucleus
Molecular function (GO): mRNA binding
Source: RefSeq, a predicted model, not a curated record